Messenger RNA from Symbiodinium necroappetens, 588 nucleotides. Lineage: Eukaryota; Dinophyceae; Suessiales; Symbiodiniaceae. The record is from the annotation of a GenBank genome assembly.
GGGCCGGCAGAUGCUGUCAUCACUACGGCAGCCAUCGACUUUUCCCGACCGUGUGUGCCACAGCUGUCCAACAGAGGUAUCCUCGACUGCCAAAGGCGCAGUGAGUGGCGGGGUGCUCUGCAGCUCCUGGCAGAGUUUUCCAGCCAUCUUUUUCGCACGGAUGCCGUGAGCUUCAGUGGCGCCAUCAGUGCGUGCGAGCGCCGUAGCUACUGGCGGGUUGCUUUGGACUUGCUGUCCUUCAAGGAUGGAGCGCCGAGCUUUGGCGCCUUCAGCUGCACGAGCAGCAUCACCGCCUGCGCGAAGUCGGAGAUGUGGCAUCAGGCCGUCGCCAUCUUCUGUCGGAUGCCGGCAUCCCGAGUGGUUCCGACCGUUGCUGUUGCAAACUCCCUUUUGCGUGCUUACGAGCGAAGUGCACAAUGGCAGCCGGCGGUGAGGUUACUAAGCCGAGGAGCUGCUCCAAAAGAUGUCAUCAGUUACGGCACGAGCAUCAGCACCUUCGAGCGACAGGGGCAGUGGCUACAAGCUCUUGAGGCUCUGAAAGAGAUGUCCCUGGAGCGCCUUCCUGCUGAUCUUAUUACCUACAACGCG